CUUUUAGCCUUAAUUUGAGUUAAAUGUUUGAACUUUCCUUUGAUAUCUUUUAGAAAUGUUUAGCAAAAAGCUCAAAUAAUCUAUGUGGUUCCGUUUAAACUAAUCUUUUUGUUCAUAUUCAUUCUUAAAAAAUUCUUGCCAUCAGCCCUAAAAUUGUCUGUGAUACUCUCUCUUUUAAUCAUUUCUUUAAAAACAAAAUAUUUCUCUAUAGUUACAAAUUGAUCCAAAACUUAACAGAAUGAAUUGAAUUACUAGCAAAAACAGGCUCUACACUGUUUUCAAAUGUAUUUAUUUAUUUUCUUUUUGGGGUUUUCUUAAAAAUAACACAGAUUACUAUUAUGAAUUUACAGAUAAUUAAAAAAUAUAUAUUUUUUAAGAUGUCAUUCAGUCGAUUCAUGAACUCUUUUGAAAACAUUUUAAAACUUCCUGGUUACAUAGGGAGGAUUUGAACUCAAGGUUUAGGGAUUUGCAUAAGCUUUCCAAAUGUGUUCAUGCAAAUUAAAAGAAAAUUUGUCAUGAAACUUUCAGAAAGUUGUACUUUCUGUGAUGUUUUCUGAAUGAGCAUAACUGUUUGCACGUUCGAGUGAUGGCUUUUGGAAGGGAUUCGUGUGUCCUGACCCGAAGAGGUGUUUCUCGGGGAACAAUUGCCUGCUUAGUUUACCCCUUCUGCGCCGCCUCAUUUCAACCUUUUACGAACAGCCAAGUCACAUAAAUUCAUCACCUAGAUUAAUAAAACCAUAGACAAAAAAAAAAAAAAAAAAAUUGAAUCUGUUUGUGAAUAAAUUUUGUCCCAUAUCUCCUAUAUUUUUAUCUUGGGAAAUCAACAAAUUUAAUAAUCAAUUGAAAACUAAAUAAUACUCAUCCUUUUAGACUAGAAACAUGGCUUGGACUUGUGACCACAAAACUAAAAUCUUGAUAUGGAUUUAGGGUUGGAGACUUGACAUUGAUGUGGACCUGGCCCUUCAAGACUCCAGACCCAACUUGGACUUUUUAUUAGAAACUAGAAGCGUUACAUAGAUUUAUAGUUGAAGACAUGAAAUCUGACUUGGUACUUCCCCUAAAGACUUGACGUCUGACUUGGACUUGUGAUCAUAAACUUGAGGUUUAAUAUUGAUUUAAAUACUUCCGAUUUGACUUAGAUUUGCCCCUUAAAGACGUGAGGCUUGACUUGGAUGUGUCAUUGUAAACUGAAGUUUAAAAUGAAAUUGUGGUUGGAUACAUCAAAGCUGACUCGGACAGUGUUACCUUAAUAACUUGAAGCCCAAUUUGGACUUGUGAUCAGACACUAGAGGUCUAAAACUUUAAAUCUGAUUUAGAUUUGCCCCCUUAAGACUCACAGCCUGACUUGGACUUGUGAAAUUUGCCCAAGUUGCUGUUAGUAUGGCAUUAGUAUGGUAUGCUUUGAUGGAAUUCAAACUGCAAGUGGAAAUGAAAUAUUUUUCUAUCGAAGCUUAGCUGAUUAAAAAAAAAAAUGAACAGAGAGGAAUCUAUUUAUUAGUAAUUGCGGUUUUGUGGUUUAAUGUCUCUCAGUUGUCAUUGGAGGAAAAAAGUCACGCUAACAUUACAAUGGUGUCUGAUUAUAUCUCAUUCUGUUUCCGCGUGAAAUGUUAUUUCCCUGCAUCUACAAUACCUCUCUGAUGUUAUUCUAAUCUCGCAGUCACAUAUCCAGAAAAGCAUGACUGAGGAUAAAGCCGACUUUGUUGGAAAGCAGCAGCAAAGGCUCUUAUCGCGCUGCUAUCACACCUGUUGGUCGGCUGAUGCGUAUCGUGCGUGCCUCUGCCCCAGUCAGGGUCACCUGCAACAUCAUGCUAAUUAUGCAAAUGAAGCUCCUGUUUGGUGGGACUUGAAGAGGCGCUUUGUACUUUCCCUUUUGAGAUGAGAGAUGGCUGGUAGGGGUGGGUUGGUGGAGGGGGUGGCUGGGUCAGAGGUAACAGGAGAGUAGAAAAGGCAGGCGUUGGAGGCAAGGAAAGCAGUCACUAUGACCUGUUUCAGCAGCGCUCUUGCACUCAGGCAGAGCUUUUGGAAUUUUUCGCGUCCCAUCGGUCCAACCAGAAUGGUUGAGCCCAGUCCUCCGGCACGGCACGUCCUCUCUGGCGCAGAUGCCAUCAUGGCUGACGUUGGUGUCAAAGUAGAGCGAGAGGACGGUGGAGGACUUGGUGGAGUCUGCACCAUUUCUGACCCUCCAAAGACAUCUCCUUUGCACGACUGGCCUGGGAAUCAGCCUCUCGAGGCCCGCCAACUGACCCCCCCACUAUCGCGCUCCCCUUCAGAGGCAUCUCCAGGAAAGGAGCCUCCUCAGAGGCAAAGCCUGAUGAAAGAAGCUCCGCUUCAUGACAGAUCAGACAGACAAUCCAGUUUCAAGGAAGUAAUGCCCACCAUUGAGAAGCUCCUGAAUCCCGACUGGAAGGACAAACUUCAGGAUAAAAGCUCUGCUAGGGCUGGACCACUGAAAGGUACUCCGGAGUCUCUGGCAGAGAAGGAGCUACAGUUGUUGAUGAUGAUCAACCAACUGAGCGGACUGAGAGAGCAGCUGCUGGGGGCACACUCGGAGCAGAGGAACAUGGCCGCACUACUGCUGGAAAAACAGCAGCAGCAGAUGGAGCUGGCUCGACAACAACAGGAGCAGAUUGCAAAGCAGCAGCAGCAGCUAAUCCAGCAGCAGCACAAGAUCAACCUGCUUCAGCAACAGAUGCAGCAGGUGAACAUGCCCUAUGUGAUGAUCCCGGCGUUUCACCACAAUGCACAGCCCCUUCCGGUUGCCUCUGAGCCCCCAAUGGCACUGCCUCUGCAGCCAAUUCCCUGCAAACCAACGGUGGACUAUCAAAUGCAGCUGCUGCCGAACACUCACCCCUCCCCCGUCAAGAGAAGUAGCGGUUCAUUUCGACAGGAGGCCAGUCAGCCCCUGAACUUGACCUCCAAGCCCAAAGGUCUGGAGAUGGGGAAGACCUCCAGUCCGCAGAGCCUGGAACUGGGAUCGUUGGCCUACAGGCAUGGAGACCACCAGAGAGAGGUGUCCCACAGUCCACCGCGAUCCGCCCUCAGUUUCCUAGGAGACGGCGACGUAGUCUCCCAGGCCAUCCAUGAUGCCCAGCAGCUCCUGAGGAGUCACAGCGGCGGAGGCCGAGAGAGGGAGAGGGACAGAGAGAGGGACGGAGGAGGAAAAGUGGAGUAUAAAGGCUCUCCACGCUGCGGGAAAAUCCCUCAUUGUGAGCGAGGGGAAGACCGAAAUGAUGUACCAACCACUGAAGAUCAUCUCAGUAGUGACUCCGAAAGUGCUCUUCCUGCCUCAGUUCCAGGAGGCUAUGCCGAGCCUCGACCCACUCCAUCGUCUGGACACAUAAAGAGACCCAUGAACGCCUUUAUGGUGUGGGCGAAGGACGAGCGCCGAAGGAUCCUGCAAGCGUUCCCCGACAUGCACAACUCUUCAAUCAGCAAGAUCCUUGGCUCACGGUGGAAAGGCAUGUCCAACCAAGAGAAGCAGCCGUACUACGAGGAGCAGGCCAGGCUGAGCCGGCAGCAUUUGGAGCGCUACCCUGACUACAAAUACAAGCCACGACCGAAACGCACAUGCAUCGUGGAGGGCCGAAGACUGAGGGUGGGAGAGUACAAAGCCAUGAUGAAGAGCCGCAGACAGGAGCAGCGAUCGACCUACAUGCACAGUCAAACAGAACCGCAGCAGAUCCAUUACCCCCAUGGCGACGGUCAGUACCCCGCCAGCAGCUCCAUCGCAGGAAUGCCGUUUCAUCCCGCGCUACUGGAGCAUUACCUGCCUCAAGCCUCACCAGCGCAGCGCCGACCUGAAGGUCAAGCCACGCCCACCGCUUUGCCGCGGGACAGGGAACGCAGCAGAGAGCGACCACCGUACAGCGAAGGAGAGGAAAGUGAUGGAGGAGAGAGGAGCGAGGGGGAACUGGUGCUCCUAACAGACUAAGAAAGAUGAGGGAAGAUGAAGUUGGAACUUUAAGAAAAAAAAUAUGUUAAAGUACUAUAGACACACUCUAAAAAGGCAAGCUCUAAUGAUUUUCUUCUAUAAACAUGUUUUUUUUUCGUCAAAAGAGCAAAAACAAAUCCCUUCUGCUUUAAGAAAAACAAAAAGCCCCAAAGGAAGGAGAGAUGCAGAAAGAAAAAGAACAGUAAAAGUUGAAAAGUCAUUGGUAUGUGCCUCUUAAAUAUUGUUCAGCACUGCCCCCUUGUGGCAGUCAGUUUAGUUGAGCUCUGAGUUGUUCUAUGUUUAAAAAAAAAAAAAAAACUUAUAUCAUAUUUCUCUUUACAAUGUGGGCUGUUUAAACAUUUUUUUGUCUGAGAGUGAAAAAAAAGGAAAAGUUACAUGAUACAUGUUUUUUUUCCACAGUGACUCUGGUGCUAAACUUCAAUAACAGAAGUUUAACAUUGUCACAUUUGCAGAUAAAUGUAUUCAACUGAACAGAUGUCCUUUUCUAGGCAGCUAAAAACAAACGUCACUUAAUUAAAAACAAUUAAGAGAUGGUUAAGGUCUUUAGAUUUAAGGUUUGGACACUGUUGAGUUGUUUAAAGAGUGCGUGAGACUUCAGCUGCAAUCAGGUGAACACUUAGCUUUAUGCUAGCUCUCGGCUGUUACUUGGCAACAUGUUUGUUUAGUCUCUUGGUACCUGUGUAAUUCCUGAUGCAGCCCAUUCUUUAGUCCGACUCUCAUUUCAGUUCCCACUCAGGUGGUAGGUUGACCUCAUUUGUGUGUAUAUUGAUUGUUGUGUUAAGCUUUUCUAUGUAUGUCUGCUGUGAUUCUCUCUGGAUUUUUUAAUUGAAAACUUUAAAAGGCAUUUGUGUUGUUUUGUACAGCAGCAUUAAUGAGUUUCUAAAACACAAAGUCCCCAAACUUUUAGAGGAAUCUCACUUUGCUUAAAGGCUAUUUCCUCACUAAGCUGCAAAGCACACAAGAUUACAGGACAAUCGUGCAACUUUUGGACUUUUUUUUAAUAAAAUGUUUCAUUGAGGUUCCCAUAAUAUUUGGGCUAAAACUUGAAAUGGGACGUCCAACCUCGUACAUAUAGACUCAUCCUCCAAUCAGUUACAGUUUUGCCUUAAAGGUGUGUGUGUGUAUAUAUAUAUAUAUAUACACACACACACACACACACACACACACCCCCCCACACACACACACACUAAAUGUUUUUUUUAACAAAAACCAGCAGGUUUGAAACUUCAACAAGGAUUGCAGAAAAAAAAUCUACUUUUUUCUUUUAAAAGUAAACAUUUCAGAAACUCAUGUUUAUUAGUUGUCAGGGAGUCAAAACAUCUUGGAAAAAGACGGAUCUUCCCCCCAAAAAAACAUUUAACAGUAGUUAAUUAAACCGGCGACUAAUUUACUACAGAUGAGCUAAAAUCUUACCAAGCAGGGCGCUACUUAGGAUGCCUCCUCCUCAAAACACUUUACAUUUGUCAUCUUGACAGACUUGGUGGUUGAGGCAGUACAUGUAUGAAGUAGCUUGAAUUUUACAGAAUCAUAAAAUAUGGAGCAUCAAAGUUACCGGCGGUGAGGAGCGAGGGGCAAAAUUUAUGCUAAACAAAGACCAUUCUAAAUUUGCAAUUUAAAAAUAAUAACAAAAAAAAACUUUCUGACACCUCCUGUCUGCAUUGGAGUAGUUUUAUUAAAUUGCUGUAAUGUCUUGUAAUAAUUUUAUCGUCUCAUCCCAAUGACGGGCUUAAAAUAUUUCUUCUUUAUAUAAAAACUGAACUUUUAAUUUGUAAUAAAUAUUUAGUUAUUUAUAAUUAGUAAAACUACAAAUUUGUUGUU
Molecule: messenger RNA, 5770 nt
Organism: Oryzias melastigma (Indian medaka)
Lineage: Eukaryota; Metazoa; Chordata; Actinopteri; Beloniformes; Adrianichthyidae
Product: SRY-box transcription factor 13
Exons: 14
Coding region: 1979-3931 (650 amino acids)
Biological process (GO): cell fate commitment; regulation of transcription by RNA polymerase II
Cellular component (GO): nucleus
Molecular function (GO): DNA-binding transcription factor activity, RNA polymerase II-specific; RNA polymerase II cis-regulatory region sequence-specific DNA binding
Source: RefSeq, a predicted model, not a curated record